AGCCAAAGUCGACAAACGCAGAAGCAGUGUUGGUGCGGCCAACAAGGUCGAAAUGCAGCCGACUGAGCUGAAGCGGGUGUUCCAAGUGUUCGACAGGAACGGUGACGGGCGCAUCAGCAAAGAGGAGCUGAGCCAUUCGCUCGAGAACUUGGGAAUCUUCAUCCCUGACCAGGAGCUGUUCAACAUGAUCCACAAGAUCGACGUCGACGGAGACGGGUGCGUCGACAUUGACGAGUUCGGGGAGCUUUACCAGUCCAUAAUGGACGAGCGGGACGACGAGGACGACAUGAAGGAGGCGUUCGGGGUUUUCGAUCAGAACGGUGACGGCUUCAUCACCGUCGACGAGUUGAGGACGGUCUUGUCCUCCCUCGGCCUCAAGCAAGGCAGGUCCAUGGAGGACUGCACCAGGAUGAUUAUGAAGGUCGACGUCGACGGAGAUGGCAUGGUCAAUUACAACGAGUUCAGGCAGAUGAUGAAGGGAGGAGGCUUUGGCGCUUUAACUUGAUUACCAGUUCAACCAACCAAAUGAUCAUUGUAUUCAACAAAAUUCAUUGCGUGUGUAAAUAGAUUUCAGAGCCAAAUCAAUUCCGGUGCAUGGUGUCGGAAUCUGACUUGUUUUUGUGGCCAGUGAAUUUAUGUCCGGCAUCAUGCAAGGUCAGCCGGUGACGCCUUGCCUUGUGUUCAAAAGGAGGAAAGAGGCCGGAUCAUAGUUGAGA
Fragaria vesca subsp. vesca is the source of this 716-nucleotide messenger RNA. Its product is annotated as calmodulin-like protein 7-like. Bases 53 to 505 code for a protein of 150 amino acids. The record is from RefSeq and is a predicted model, not a curated record. Lineage: Eukaryota; Viridiplantae; Streptophyta; Magnoliopsida; Rosales; Rosaceae. The transcript has a single exon. Gene Ontology annotation, molecular function: calcium ion binding.